CAACAUGUGGCUCAGGGGCUCAGUGUCAACUCUCAGCUCGUCUCCAGCAUGAAGCUUUAUCCUCAGUCAGUCUGUCAGCUCGCCAUCCUGAGCCUCUGCUAUGUACUGAUCACAGUGAGAGAGUCAGACAGCACGUUUGUCCCGGGAAGAUGUUUGUGUCCGGAGAUGCAACCAGGCGUAAGGGGACAACUGAAAGAGCUCACAGUUUACCCCAAAAGCCCCAGCUGUAACAAAGUCACAGUAAUAGUGACACUGAAGAGUAACAAUAACCCCGUGUGUCUAAAUCCAGAGGCACCGAUGGGAAAACAGCUGGUUCGCUGCUGGAAUAGGAGUGAGAAGUUGGGUCGUGAUGUGAGGCUGUGCCUGAAGAGGAGGAGGAGGGGGAAAGGAGGUCAGCGCCAGCAGUCUCGACAGAGGAGCCGAGGUCAGAACAGGAAAGCCUCAUCCUCUAACUCCCAAUAGUGGAGCAGCCUAACACUUUAUACAAAGUUACUGCGCGGAGAGACGCGGAUACAUGCUGACUCUUGCCCCACUAUGGACUCCAGGCCACCAAAGGCAUUAAAAAAAAUCACAUAGCUACUUUUCUUACUAGAAACGUCACACAGCUCAGACAUCAAACUCCCCUAAAGUGUUGUCUGAGCUGUAAAGCAAACUGUCUUUGUAGGCCAGCAUCGGGGGCUUUAUUUUUUUUGUCCAAAUGACUAGUGUAAUGUUGAAAACUGAGCCCUGGAGGCUUGUCAUAAAUGUUAACAGUUUAAGCUUUAAAUCACUGUUAAAUUUCUUACGCAUUGUUUGUGUGUAGUUCUGUGUAUGCAGCUGGUUAUUUAUUUUUUAUAUGAGCAUUGUGUUUUUGAAAUAAAUAUAUCAGAACAACA
Cottoperca gobio is the source of this 875-nucleotide messenger RNA. RefSeq names its product C-X-C motif chemokine 11-like. Gene Ontology annotation, biological process: immune response. Gene Ontology annotation, molecular function: chemokine activity. Gene Ontology annotation, cellular component: extracellular region. Lineage: Eukaryota; Metazoa; Chordata; Actinopteri; Perciformes; Bovichtidae. The record is from RefSeq and is a predicted model, not a curated record.